GAAUACAGGAUUUUGAAAAUAAAUUCCAGUCGCUUUCCCAAAAUGCAGGCAGGGUCUAGCAAAUAUGUAAUCAAGGGGAAUAUAAGGGAAGCUUUAGGUCUAAGCUCCCAGAAGUUGUGGUAGCUUUGCACACCAUAAAUAGUUCUACCAUGUUGAUAGUAGGUUCUUUGAAGGUGAAUGUGACAUUACCGCGAUUAUUAUUUUGUGUUCUUUUUUUAUAUAUACGUUAAAUUACUUUAUACAUUCUCUUUCGCAAAAGACCGGCUACCACAAAAGUUUUGUGUUGUUGUUGACGGAGGAUUUGUAAGGUGUAAAACACUAGAGGACAAAAAAAACACUAGAGGACAAAGGUCAAAGGCGAAGGGUUACCGAUCCGUCUCAACAUGGCAGCUUGCAUUUGCAGCAGGAGUGGAUUUCCAGCGUUUAGACGUUCUUCGUUUCCCUGCCACGGGAAAGUGUUUUCGCCAUCGGUGCAUUUGGUGCCGAGAUUCACAGUGCCCGAGUGCAGCACUGUGUUCAGGGAGUCUUCGAGCGGACAGUCCCAGCACAGUGAGAAGUACUGCCUUGAUCUUGUCAGGGUGAGAGACUAUGAGGGGUUCAUCUGUUCCCUGUUAAUGCCUGUGGCCUUGCGUCGGUCCUCCAUUGCACUGAGAGCUUUCAACGUGGAACUGGCUCAGGUGAAGGACGCAGUGUCGCAGAAGACUAUAGGCCUGAUGCGGAUGCAGUUUUGGAAGAACGCUGUGGAGGAGAUCUUCAGGGAUGAGCCCCCACAUCAGCCAGUCACAGCUGAACUCUGGAGGGCAGUGAAGAAACACAGUCUGACUAAGAGGUGGCUCUUAAGGAUCAUUAAAGAAAGAGAGAAAGAUCUGGAUGAUAGGGCUUACAGAAGCCUUCCAGAGCUGGAGUCCUACUCAGAGAACACUCAAUCCUCUCUGCUGUAUCUGCUUCUGGAAUCCCUAGGCGUGAAGGAUGUCCAUGCAGACCAUGCUGCCAGUCACAUAGGAAAGGCCCAGGGAAUAGUCACGUGUCUGAGAGCAACCCCCUACCACAGCCGGAGACGCAGGGUUUACCUCCCCAUGGAUAUCUGCAUGCUGCACGGCGUUUCGCAGGAGGACUUCAUUCGGGGCAGUGGGGAGCAGAAGGUGCGGGACGUGGUGUUUGACAUUGCCAGCCAGGCUCACGUGCAUCUCCAUCACGCCAGAUCGUUCAGCAAAAAUGUACCUUUGAAUGCCUCCCCAGCCUUUUUGCAAACGGUGGCACUGGAGGACUAUUUAGAGAGAGUGAGGAGAGUAGAUUUUGAUGUUUUUCACCCAAGCCUUCAAAAGAGAAACCCUCUCCUUCCACUCCAAUUAUACAUCAAAUCGUGGAAAAGAACAUACUGACGGUUGUGUCUUUCCUUGUUAUUGUUGUGCCAGAGACGGAGUGCUGCCUCAUUGACUGUGUGACGUGACUAAUAAAUCUUAAAAUGUA
Molecule: messenger RNA, 1470 nt
Organism: Lepisosteus oculatus (spotted gar)
Lineage: Eukaryota; Metazoa; Chordata; Actinopteri; Semionotiformes; Lepisosteidae
Gene: ndufaf6
Product: NADH:ubiquinone oxidoreductase complex assembly factor 6
Biological process (GO): mitochondrial respiratory chain complex I assembly; biosynthetic process
Cellular component (GO): mitochondrion
Source: RefSeq, a predicted model, not a curated record